This is a messenger RNA of Toxotes jaculatrix (banded archerfish), 1128 nucleotides long. RefSeq names its product 5-hydroxytryptamine receptor 4-like. The transcript has a single exon. Gene Ontology annotation, cellular component: membrane. Gene Ontology annotation, biological process: adenylate cyclase-activating adrenergic receptor signaling pathway. NCBI's taxonomy places the organism in Eukaryota, Metazoa, Chordata, Actinopteri, Toxotidae. Gene Ontology annotation, molecular function: G protein-coupled receptor activity. The record is from RefSeq and is a predicted model, not a curated record. The coding region runs from base 1 to 1128 and encodes 375 amino acids.
AUGAUUUCCAUCCCAGGGACUAACAUUUCAGAGAACUACAGCCUGACUAAUGACAGCAGCGAUUAUACUCUAUUUCAUAGCACCGCUGCUAAAGUCUGCGUCCUGUGCCUGCUCCUACCCAUUCCCAUCUUUGCCAUCAUGGGAAAUCUUUUCAUCAUGGCUGCAGUGGCACGUUUCCAAAGCCUCCGGACGCCCACCAAUGCUUUUGUGGUUUCCCUGGCAGUGGCAGACUUCCUGGUUGCAGUGCUGGUCAUGCCUUUCAGUCUGGUGCGUUCCAUCGACAGCUGGCACUUCGGCCGCAGCUUCUGCCGAGCACAUUUCUUACUGGACGUCACCUUCUGUACGUCCUCCAUUUUUAAUCUCAGCUGCGUGGCACUGGACCGAUACAUAGCAGUGUGUGACCCUCUGCACUACCCUGUCCGAAUGUCUCCCAGACGUGUAGCCAUGCUGCUGCUGCUCUGCUGGACUCUGCCUCUGGUCAUCUCCUCCCUUUGCGUCUCCCUCGGCAUGCACACCCAGUCACCUCCUGCAGUGUUGAGCAGCCGCACUCAGCAGGAUUUUCACACCUGUAUGGCCACAUUUAAUGUCCCAUACGCCUUCGCAACCUCGACCGUUUCCUUCUUCAUUCCCAUGGGCUUCAUGCUAUUUGCUUAUGGAAAAAUAUUCAUGGCAGCCCUGAAACAAGCAAGGUGGAUCCAUGCAGUGGAGCACCAUACUGGGCAGCUUCAGAUGAGCCUAAGCCCCAUGAGGACCGACUCCACCAGACGUGUCCAGGCCCACAUGGAAAGAUAUUCUCUGAAGAAGGAGAGAAAGGCUGCUAAGACACUGGGUCUGAUCAUGGGGGUCUUCCUGUUGUGUUGGCUUCCUUUCUUCUGUAUGAACGUGAUCAAUCCUCUGAAGGGCUACAGCAUCAACCCUUUGGUCCUGGAGGCUUCCCUGUGGCUUGGAUAUGCUAACUCCUCUCUGAACCCUAUCCUCUAUGCCUUGCUCAACAAGAAUUAUCGUCACGCGUUUGUAGCCAUGUUAGACUGUGGGAUUCUGAGUAGGAAGUUCAGAGCAGGUUUGGAUUCCUCACACUUUGGUAGGCACACACACACUGUUGUUACACUGGAGACCAUUUCAAGAUGA